CGGUGCAUGUCGGGAGAUGUAGUUCCGGGAACAGAAGUUAGAGCCGCGCCAGAGAAGCCGGAACGACAUUUCCCGGGAUGCAGCGCGGCGCUGGACGCUGUGUGCAGGAAAGCGGCGUCCAGGGCGGGGAAGGAGUGACAUUUGGCCGGAAGGGGCGGAUCUAGGGAACUGUUUCCGGUGAAUGGAGCCUCCCUGUGCAAAUCCCAUCAAGGUAACACUCAGGUACACUUGCACACAGUGUUUGAAGGAACUCGGCAGGGAGGUUGUUCCGAACAAUGGAGGUAAUAAAUACCGCCCUGGCGCUGAUUAUGGGAUGUUUCGAGGCAAAUGUCUCUCGCAUGACUGGACUUCUGCAGGUCUCCCAUCGCAGCAGCUCUGCUGCCUGAGUCACAGGAAGACACCAUGAGCGAGCAGAGGGAAGGAUUACAUAUGUGGGACCCUCCAGGCUCAGACGAGGAUGAAGAUUGCCAAUUACCUUACACAGAUGCUUUUGGACCUAUGAACGGUACUGAAGAUGAAAACACCUUAUACAUAGAGCAGUGUGGGGUGUUAUUAGACUGUCAUGAUGAUGAUGAUGAUGACAUUUCCCAGUCCGUUGCCGGCGAGGAGAGUGAGGAGAAAGACAGCCCCCCCUGCAGCAUCCCCGUGCGACCUGGCCCCAGCAGUAAGGGUGCGAGCAAGCUCUCCAACAUCAUAGCUCAUCUCCAGAAUCUGGCCAGCGAGCGGGAGUCCUCACGCAGGGAGUCCAGAGUUGAAGAAGACGUAGGAUUCCAGAUGGCAGAGAGCUCUUAUGCUUUUACUAACGAGGAAAUUCCUUUUGAAGUUCAUGAGGACAAUUUAUCCUCUAGAGGUCGCUCGCACACCUCAGAACAGCGCUUAAAGGCAUUUAAAGCCAUUAAAAUCUUGCAGGACACAGACUCCAAGGACAAAAAGUACAUUUGUGUGGAGUGUGGGAAAACGAGCCGGUAUAAGUCAGCAUAUCUGCGGCACAAGAGGACCCACACGGGGGAGAAGCCCUUCAGUUGUACCGAUUGUGGAAAAUGCUUUCGGAGAAGCUCUCAGUUAGUGACGCACCAGAGAAUCCACACUGGGGAGAAGCCGUACACAUGCUUGCGCUGUGGUAAAAGCUUCAGUUGCAAUUCUACCCUGGUCACCCACCAGCGGACCCACACAGGGGAGAAACCCUACACCUGCAUGGAGUGUGGCAAGGGUUUUAUACACAGCUCCGACUACAACCGUCACCACAGAGUCCACCGCGGAGAGAAGCGCUACACCUGCAAGGAGUGUGGCAAGAGUUUCAGCCAGAGCUCUUACCUGGUCAUCCACCAGCGGAUACACACUGGCGAGAAGCCGUUUGUGUGUAACGAAUGUGGCAAAUGUUUUAGUCGCAACUCCUCGCUGGUGACACACCAAAGGGUGCAUACGGGAGAGCGGCCGUAUACCUGCGCUGAAUGUGGAAAGAGCUUCCGCCAAAGUUCCCACCUCCUUAUCCACCAGAGGACCCACACUCCGGACAGUCACCUGGCACUGCGCGCCAUGAUGUGAGAGCUGGCGCAGCCGGUGGCCGGAGGGGCUUACUGGCUCGUCCAGGCCAUCCCCUUCCAAAGAUAGUGAUUAUUAUAUAGGAAUGCUCCAUCCUCAUAGACCAGCUGAGCUCCUGGACUUCUUGGUGCUAUCAGAGAAGCGUAACUGCCACUCGCUAACCGCACGGUCCCCACCCCUAGCCCUCCGGCACUCUCUAUUUAUACACGAUGGUUAGGGGUGCGGCCCCCGGUAGAGCGUCAUGGGUGGCGUGGUAGGCUCUGUAGUUCUGAUUGCAUGCCUCUAUCUCAGUCAUGAGCCGUCUGUUCUGUCUGUCAUGUCUAAUCUCCUUAUUUUUCAUUUAAAGUUUGUUAAAUGAGA
Molecule: messenger RNA, 1902 nt
Organism: Pseudophryne corroboree (corroboree frog)
Lineage: Eukaryota; Metazoa; Chordata; Amphibia; Anura; Myobatrachidae
Product: oocyte zinc finger protein XlCOF6.1-like
Exons: 5
Coding region: 403-1545 (380 amino acids)
Source: RefSeq, a predicted model, not a curated record